CCAGCCGAAGCCACCAUGCGCAGGUCCAGCACUGAUGAGUCGACAUACCACAGGAGCCCUUCCCUGGACAGCAAGGAUUACAGUUUCCCAAAUGGCGCCUUCCGUCGCUACAGCAGCAUGUAUGGCGGCCAGUUUGGGGCAGCCAGCAACUCUUUUUUUGGAUUCCAUACCAACCCGGGCCCUAAGGCCACCAAGGCUAAGUACACGUCCCCCAAGGGAAACAAGUACGUUGUCUUUUACCUGGAUCUCUCAUUUAUUUUUCUCCUAGAACUGAAGAGGUGCAGCAUGGCUCACAACUGCCUGCAGUGUAUCAAGUACCUAAUGUUUGUCUUCAACCUUCUCUUCUGGUUGGGAGGCUGUGGAAUCCUUGGAGUGGGCAUCUGGCUGGCUGUUACCCAAGGGAACUUUGCCACCCUCUCCUCAUCUUUCCCAUCCCUGUCGGCUGCCAACCUACUGAUUGUCACAGGGACUUUUGUCAUGAUCAUUGGCUUCGUGGGCUGCAUAGGUGCCAUCAAAGAAAACAAGUGCCUCCUGCUGAGUUUUUUUAUCAUGCUGUUAAUUAUAUUUCUGUUGGAGCUCACUGUUGUGGUUCUGUUCUUCGUCUACACAGACAAGAUUGACAAGUAUGCUCAGCGUGAUCUGAAGAAAGGGCUUCAUUUGUAUGGGACAGAUGGAAACAUUGGCCUAACUAAUGCAUGGAGCAUCAUUCAAACAGAUUUCAGAUGCUGUGGAGUCUCCAACUACACUGACUGGUUCGAAGUGUACAAUACGACCCGGGUGCCAGACUCCUGCUGCUUGGAAUUCAGCGAGAACUGUGGGCUCCAUUCCCCAGGGACCUGGUGGAAAGCGCCUUGCUACGAAACGGUGAAAAUAUGGCUCCAGGAAAACUUACUAGCAGUGGGAAUCUUCGGAUUGUGCACAGCUCUGGUGCAGAUUCUUGGACUCACCUUUGCAAUGACCAUGUAUUGUCAGGUAGUCAAGGCAGACACCUACUGUGCAUAGAUACCAUUCCCAAUCUUUCUGCUUCUCCUCCAAAGGACACAGGAGAAAUCUCCUUCAUGCUCAUUCAUCUGACCUUCCCCCCCCCCUCUUUGUACUAUAAACUGUGUAUAAUGCUAUCUUUCUGAAGAUUUUGUGAAUCACCCCAUUUUACUGAAGGAGGAAGAAAAGAAAGUCAGUACUUGAACUGGCACAGGUAAGAAGCAGCCUUGGCUUUAAACAGAAGAAAACCUCCAACAGCGAUGGUUCCUUUUCUGGGGCCUAUGGAAGGCAAAGGAGGCUGCAAACGAGGGGCUGAUCUGCAAACCCAUGUUAAGAAAAGAUUGCAGUGGCGCAACCUCUGUGAAACCUGCCAGGUUGCCUUCCAGCAUUUCGGAGUCUGGAAGAGAGGGUGUAGAAAACGUGCAUUCUUCAGCAUGGAAAGAAGGUACAGAGUAGCUAGCACUGAACGCAACUGUAAUUUCACUACAGUUUGCACACAGCUAAAAUGUCAAGAGCAACCAGCCUUUCCUCCAAGUGUCUCAAGAUGAUUUUGUAGCCAGGAGAGGAUUAUCUUCAGAAAUGCUAUUUUAAAGGAGUAUUUUUAAUUUCAUGUGCUGCAAAGUCAGGCUUUUAAUCAGAAUCUGUACAGUGAGAUCUGGCUGUUAAGGGAAAACAAUAUUGGACACUGUCUCACUUAUUAAUUGCCAGUGGCAUAUAGGUGAUAGUUGACUGAAUAUGUAAUACAUAUUACAUUCAUAUACAUACUGUUCUGAAAGGAGGUGAAAAUAACCAGCAUCUAACCUCAGAAAGAGGGAACCUUUCUAUCCCAUUUUACAUUCCAACUGAAAUAACCAAGUACUAUUUCUUGUAGGAGGCACUAUCACUUAUACCUCUGGGAAACAAGUAAUUACUUUCAGCUGUAUCUUCAUUUCAGUAAACAACUUGUGAGUGGGCUCCUCUGUCAUUCUACUAUGAUUUUAUUUUUUAUCAUCUCUGUUUCAAGUUAGUCUGCCAAAAAAAAUCACUCAUUUCCACACUCGAAGAUUUGUACAAUGCUGUCAGCUAUUCCUUCCCUCAAUGUCACCAUUUCAUUAAUUUACUCUAGAAUAUCAUUGUCUGCAGGUAUGAUAGAGUUUGCCUUGCUAAGGAAAAAAUCUUUGCACAUUGCUCAUCUUUCCAAGAGUUAUUAAGACUUCAGAUGUUUUUAUGCUUGGCAGUUUUUUCCAGCUGUGUGCUUACAACAGCCAAGGCAUAUCAGUAUUUGUUAGAAAUGGAGUCACCUCUCAGUUCUGCUUUUCGCAGCCAUCUCCCUCCUACUGGUUUCAAAGGCUGAUGGCUAGAACAUGCCCCACACUUCCUGGAAUUUGCAGAAAUCAAAGUCAGUACUUUCCUUUUGCCAGGAAACAGCCACCAGUUGUCUGAUUCUCCACCCUACAUCGGUAACUGAAGUAAUUAAUGUAGUACCUUUCUGCAUGAACCUUCCACUGUCUAAGAAUCUCAUGCUUCCUACUGCUCAAACAAACUGCCAACAAUUCCCCAUGAGCAAGCAGCCCCAGGUAAUGUACAUGUGGCAGGGAGAGGCUGAAGCACCCUGGGGAAAGGAGAUAGCGAACAGGCUAGCACAGCAAUGCAGCUGGCCUGCUCCCCACAGCAGCCUUUUGAGGACCUAAGCUACAGCCAGCACCCUGGGGAGACAACCUCAGUGCCCUCUUUUCACAGAAAGCCCUGUGCAGUCAUUCUUACUGGGACAGACUAGAAGCACCUUUAGUGCUUACAACAGCAUGUCUCGGCUACAAGUGAAUUUUGCUUACCCUGAUUUAAAGGCAAUUUCCAGCAGUAAAGCUGGCCUUGCCACCCCGCGACCUGUUGAAGUCUCUCCUUAACACUAGUCAGUAACCCCCCUCCCCUGGGCCUGCAGUGCUCACUUAUGCCCGUUUUACACAUCAAUACCUGUAGCAUGGGGUAUUUAAUUGUGCAAGCUAAGUUCAAAGUAACACGUUACUUGUGUGCAUUUUGUGCAGCUUCCCAAUCACUUCUCUCACAGCAACCUCACCACCACUAAAUAAUUUUAUUGCCAUGCCAACAAGCCACAAAUGUUAACAGACUUCAACCCAUGACAGAGGUUAAACUGAGCGAGUAGCCCACAAUACACAGGUGACCUGUGCCUUGAGCAGAAGACUUACUCUCAGUGUUGUAAUCACCAUGGUCUCAAUGCUCUCUGCUCCUUGAGCCCAGGGUAACCCAUCAACAAUCAUGCUCUUGGAGAGAUGGGAGAAGUUUGUUCCUUUCCUCUCUCCAUGUUUCUUACCUGCACAGAAACAGUUCCAGGUUAGAGGUAUCAUUAGUGCGAGUUUUUGCCACGCUUCAUAGUUUGUACUCACAGGUGCUCCUGCUGACAGCUCUGCAUUUCCACCACUGAAAAGCUGCAUAGCAGAAUGAUGAACACAAUUGUAAAACACUGAUUUUUUAAGAAAGACAAAAGGUAGACUAGUCUAUUCAUAGUGAUCUCUGCCAUUAAAAACUAACAGAGUGCAAUCCUGAUGGCUUUGGUGAUGAGAGCAAACCAUUGUGCAGCAGAACUCCCACAUGGGGCAACUCUCAUCAGUUUGCCUGGUGGUGGUGAAGGGAGACGACAGAGUACAACCCUCAUCCUGUGAGUAUCCCAGUAAUACACACUGAACCCUUAGAGCAGACUGCCAGACUUCAGCUACACCUACAGAGUAGUAAUAAUAAAAGAAACCAAUGCAGAUGAGACAUCACACAUUCUGGUUCUCUCUAAUCAUUUGCCACAGUUCAAGCAUCCUUACAACAAGAUAAACAGCCUUGGUUUUUCAAAGAUACGAUCUAGCGGCAGUAUGAGCAGCACUCACUUUGUAAAUCCCAGUCAUUGCAACAGCACCAUUCAGCAGCAACUACUGAAGAGAAAAACAAACUGCCAACAGAGAUGCUAGUGCAACUUACUGAUAGUUUGCGCUGGACCAUUUUCUAUAUUUGAUGUCAGUAACUCUCUUUACACAAGCCAAACAGAUGUUACGGUGCUUAAAGCAUUACCAGCACAAUCCAGUUUCAAACCUCUGAACAUACUGAAUAUAACAAGAAUCAGCUUUAACAUAUUUUCUUUCUAAAAGCAUUGCAUCUUUCUCCCCUGAGGUCAGACUGUUUUGUGAUGUUUAACAGCAGCAUUUUUUUCUAAGCAACAACAAAAAAUAGUUCCAUUUUAUGCAUAAAACUUGACAUUGAACUGGUUGCUUAUAAUCACCCCGUAGUACAUUCAAAAUGGUGCUCAUACUGUAUUUAUGCAGAGCACCCCAGAAGUCAUUCCAGUUGCUUCCAUUAGUGUUUUUGUCACUUUUAGUAAGGCCUUUUAGAUUACUUCCACUUAUUUUUAAAUGUGAAGAAAGACUCAAUACAUUUAAAGACAGAACCAAAGGUAACAAAUAGAGUGAAGCAGAGAACUCCCAAUUUACACCCAUUGCUCUUUCUGCUUAAUAACAAGAUGUGAAAGCAUAGGGCACACAGCUGGACCUACUGAAUUCAGCAAGGUCUGGAUUCAGCUUUUAGAUUCAGUCCAAUAUACUUCUGGCUUUUCAUCUUCACAAUUAUAAGAAUAUAUGUAUUUAAUAGAAUGUGUUUUAUUUUCCUGUACAGUAAUUGUCAGCAGCAGCCAAAUCUUACUGCUUGUACCACAGAAUUAUUUAGCUCUACAUAUUAUAGUGCACAAUCACUGAAAUUCACUCCAGUUUCUGUUCUGUGAACAUUUCUUCACUCCUCCUCCUCAAAUAAUAUAAACUUGUAAAGGUUUAUUCUUCCAUUUAAUAGCUACCAUUUGAAUGCAGCGUUAUAUGAUUUGUAAUAUGGAAAGGAAGGAAAUGCACCGAAGUUGUAAAAACAUUACCUAGCAUCAGUAAUAGGGCCGCUAUGUGAAUCCACCCACCCCUCUCACAAGCUAAUUAAAAAUUGGUUCUAUUUUUCAAUGCAUGUGGCUCCAGGCUGCUUCCUCCCAUUCACAGACAGGACAGGAGGUUGUCAGCAUGGACAAAGUUACUGCCCUGCACUUCACACUUGGCUUCAUUGUUGUGCUAUAAGUGUGGCACCAAAGGUAAGCAGGGAAAAGAAAGCCGAUUGUGGCAUUUAUUUUAAAACCAGACACUUUAUUACCUUUGUCCACAAGAAUUCGUGCUAAGUGUGAAUGAUCUUCGUAGACACUGAGUUAGGCAAUUCACUGUAAGAAAACAAGUCAGGACUCGCCCUGGGAAAUUUUGUUUGGAUUCCAUUAUGAAUUCUCUUAGAGCGUCACCUGUGUCUUACCGCAGUGGGCAGGUCUCCUCAGUUCCUUGGAUUUUGUCACUGCAACUAUGAUAAUACAUUUUUGUGCAUUCAUAUAAAGAACAAAAUUUAAAAUAUACAUUUUAUUUUUAAAAAAUUAUUAAAUAUUCUUUAAAGUUUA
Molecule: messenger RNA, 5428 nt
Organism: Cygnus atratus (black swan)
Lineage: Eukaryota; Metazoa; Chordata; Aves; Anseriformes; Anatidae
Gene: TSPAN4
Product: tetraspanin 4
Exons: 7
Coding region: 16-1002 (328 amino acids)
Cellular component (GO): membrane
Source: RefSeq, a predicted model, not a curated record